AGGUCUCUACUCAAGACAUUCUCAACCGCAUCAGGGAAAACCUCACUUGCUGUCUAGUUUCUGAAUAGGGUUUUCCACCACAGAUCACAUCCACGUCGUGUUGCAGCGAAUAACGAAGUGUAAGGAAUGCCCGCUCACCCUCUGGCAUGCAUCCAUCGACUUUAGAACAGCGUUCGGUUCCAUCGAGCCGAACACUAUGCUGAACGCCUCGCACAACUGCGGUAUCAACCCUGUCUACGUGCACUUGGUGGAGGAACGUUAUACGGUUCCUGGAACCGUACAGAGCCAACACCAUAAGAGACUCCAACUGUCUUUUGCCGACUCUGGCACAGGAUCGGGAACGUUGGAAGCUCUGUCUGACGUGCCUGCCUCUGCGACCCGAAAGGAGAAGCGGCGAUGGAAGAUGAAGAAGAUGAGCAUUACGGAGGGAGUACCAUCUUCAGCGCCGGGCAAGAAGCGGAAAAUCCGCUAG
Molecule: messenger RNA, 472 nt
Organism: Soboliphyme baturini
Lineage: Eukaryota; Metazoa; Nematoda; Enoplea; Dioctophymatida; Soboliphymatidae
Source: the annotation of a GenBank genome assembly